Messenger RNA from Serendipita indica DSM 11827, 1053 nucleotides. The record is from the annotation of a GenBank genome assembly. Lineage: Eukaryota; Fungi; Basidiomycota; Agaricomycetes; Sebacinales; Serendipitaceae.
AUGCUGGCCACUUGUAUCACCCUCGUCCCACUCCUUUUGACCCAAUCCACUGACGGAGCUCCUAUUGUUGGCUCGUAUACUGACUGGAACUCGGUUGGAUGCUACGAAGACAUUGUCACUGCUAGAGCCCUCCCGCACGUGGAGCAAAUCUCGGGCGAAAUGGCCGUCGAGAAAUGUCUGGAUGCUUGUCACGCCAGCGGAUACGCGUACGCUGGACUCGAGUGGGGUCAGGGGCCCUUCUGUGGUCCUUCUCUUCCGCCUACCCAAGUUACGGAUGGUCGUUGCAACAUGCCUUGUCAGGGAGAUACAACCGAAAUAUGUGGAGGCUCUCUUGGUCUCUCAGUUUAUCGGUAUACCUCGUCCAACCUCACAAAUUACAAGACGUGGUCAUACGACAACUGCUACGUUGACUCGAUUUGGAACAGGGUUCUCCCUAAUAGCAAGUUUGUCUCUGGUCCGAUGACGAUCGAAAAGUGCCUCGAUGCGUGCGACGCUGCCGGAUACACCUACGCUGGCCUCAAGUACGGAGGCGACGAGUUCUGCGGCGGAAGCAAUGGCCUGAGUGUUUACCACUCUACGGGAGCUCCUCAGCCAAUCGAUGAGUAUAAUGGAUCGACGUUUUCUGGAUGCUACAAGGACUCUACUCGGAACCGAGUUCCUCAACAUCGUGCCGCCCCCGAGCACGAUUACGAUCAAACGAUUGAGAUUUGUACCGACGCUUGCAACGCGCUUGGAUACGCAUUUGCUGGUGUUGAGUAUGCCUCCGAGUGCUGGUGCGGAGACGCCAGGCCUGCAGAACUUGCGACGGAUGGCAGGUGCAAUAUGCGAUGCGUAGGUAACCACCAGGAACGCUGUGGAGGCCCAGACGGUAUCGGCGUCUACGAAAGUCAUCCUCAGACCACCACCUCCACAUCGACCUCGACUUCGACGAGCUCUACGUCGACAGAUACUAAUACAUCGACAUCUACAAGUUCCACGACGACAGAAACGACGGGAACUUCAAUUCCACCCUCCAUCGGGCAUGCCGGAGGCGUAGUUCUGGAGAGUAAAUGA